GGGGUUGCGCUGUCUCUCAAGCUGCCCGCAGCAGUAUCUUUGCACAGCUGCAAUAAAGACUGGACAGAACCGACCUUCCCCUAUGGGCGGGGUGUAUUCUUUAUAGCAUUAGCGGUUACAGUUUAUCGUGUUACCUGCGACCAUUGAUGUUUACUAACCAUGCGCCUAGUAUUUUAAAGAAACCGAGCGGCAUUUUACAGUAAACAUGGAUUGAGCUGGGCGCUAGUCUAUUGAUUUAUAUUGCUCUCUCUGCCUGCCAUUUGCACACAUUAUUAUCUUCAUACAUACAGCGAGUUGUUUUGCUCUCAGUUGCCAGGACUGUGUUGCUGUUCUGCGGGCUGGGGAUUGCAGUGCAGCCCCUGGCUGCGAACGAAAUCUCUCCAUCAUACCAAGAUCCUCCUGCUUUUUAUAUUAUCAUGUUUAUUUUAUAAAGAUGGCGGUGUGGGGGACCCUGUAAACUAAAUGACUGUCAGAAAUAUCGCCUCCAUUUGUAACAUGGGCACCAAUGCCUCUGCUCUGGAAAAAGACAUUGGUCAAGAGCAGUUUCCAAUCAAUGAACACUACUUCGGAUUGGUUAAUUUUGGCAACACGUGCUACUGUAACUCGGUGUUGCAGGCGCUGUACUUCUGUCGGCCAUUCCGGGAGAAUGUCCUGGCAUACAAGGCCCAGCAGAAGAAGAAAGAGAACCUGCUCACGUGCCUGGCUGACCUGUUUCACAGCAUCACCACGCAGAAGAAGAAGGUCGGGGUGAUUCCUCCCAAGAAAUUCAUUUCCAGGUUACGGAAAGAGAAUGAUCUCUUUGAUAACUACAUGCAGCAGGACGCCCACGAGUUCCUGAACUACCUGCUGAACACGGUGGCAGAUAUCCUGCAGGAGGAGACGACACAGGAGAAACAAAACGGGAAGCUGAAGAAUGGCAGCACCACCAGCGACGCGGAGGAGAGCAACAAGAUUGAACCCACCUGGGUGCACGACAUCUUUCAGGGGACACUGACCAACGAGACACGGUGCCUGAACUGUGAAACAGUCAGCAGCAAAGAUGAGGAUUUCCUUGACCUUUCGGUUGAUGUGGAGCAGAACACAUCAAUUACACAUUGUCUGAGGGAUUUCAGCAACACAGAAACCCUAUGUAGUGAAUGCAAGUACUACUGUGAAAUGUGUUGCAGUAAGCAGGAAGCACAGAAAAGGAUGCGAGUGAAGAAGCUGCCGAUGAUUCUGGCUCUGCACCUCAAGAGGUUCAAGUACAUGGAGCAGCUGCACCGAUACACCAAGCUCUCCUACCGCGUGGUGUUUCCUCUGGAGUUACGCCUCUUCAACACUUCAAGCGAUGCUGUCAAUUUGGAUCGCAUGUAUGAUCUAGUAGCUGUUGUUGUCCAUUGUGGAAGCGGUCCUAACAGAGGGCACUACAUUACCAUAGUGAAAAGCCAUGGGUUUUGGCUGUUGUUUGACGAUGACAUUGUAGAGAAAAUUGACGCCCAGGCUAUUGAAGAAUUCUAUGGUCUAACCUCUGACAUUUCCAAAAACUCUGAGUCUGGAUACAUUUUAUUUUACCAAUCGAGAGAAUAAAUUGGAAGAUUAGUAGGGUAAAUAAGGAAAGUUUGCGGCCCUUCCCAAUCCCUAUUAAGAGGAUAUCUUACAAUAGUGACAAUAUUCACUAACCGUAGAUGGGCUGCUGCACCAGUGAGUAAUCAACGGCACGAUACCCAUGCUUGAUAUGAUUCUCACAUCUGAGGCAUUCUUUACAUUAUCCAGAGCUUUAAUCAUGCGGUCACUUUAUCUUUUCUGAGUUUAGGAUCAACGAGAACAGAUCAAGUUCAUCCAAUUUUGUAGGAAUCUGUGUUAUUAAAAAAAUUAAAAGCACUUUAUCUUAAGAUAUAUAAUGCUUUCAGAUCAAAAGUAAACCUAGACUUGCUGAAGAGGACUUGGCAAGCUUGCCCAAAAUGUACAUAGGUAGUGGUUUUAAAAUAAUUGGUACUCGGUAACAUUUGUCUUGAUUUUAGAAUUGAAUCCUGCCUAUAAACCAAAUUCAAAACCCCUGCACUAGUACCGGCAUCCAUUCUAAUGAAAAAGAACAGUAUUUCAUAAUGUAUUUAUAUAUAACUAAUACUAAUCAACAAAAGUAAAGACGCAUAUAGUUAUAUUAUGCUUUAUUACGUGAGUAAAUAAAUACAAUUGUAUAGAAAUAAACUACUACCUUUUAAAUGUAGAUGCCUAAGUAAUUAUUUUUGUAAUCUCCUAGAUAUUGAGUGAAAAGCAAAUAUACCAAAAUUGACACAAUCAAACUGUAACCUCUACCUGGUGCAUUCAAUUUGCUGUUCAGUGUGAAUACAAUAUACACAAAAUAUACUACCAAAAGUAAUGGUAAAAAGAUCAUUGAUAGUGUUACUGAAAUUUCUGCAGACAUUCUGACAUUCGAAAAACCAGGGGAUUUAACAUCCUACAAAGUUUUGCAUGUACGAUUAGUAUAUUUAAUAAUGUAAAAACAAUAAUAUUUGUGCAGAUGAGAAAUUCAGGGUACUAUCCAGGAUCUGUUUGACUGCCAUGGUUCAAUUUUUGUUUUUAUAAGGGUUUAAUAAAUUGGAUAAUGCAAUAAGGAGUAAGCUAGGUAUUUGGUAUUUUAUAGCCCGUGGUUGUAGUCUGAGAAAUGUUCCCUUUCAGUUGGGGCCUCCACUUGCUAAGUGUCAUUACUCUGGGGUCAAUGUUUUUGUUUUCCACAGCAAUUCUGUGACUGUUUAAUAAUCACCCUCCUUGUGUGUGUGUGUAAAAUGACUUAAAACUGUGAUUAUCUCAAUUCUUAAUGUUGUUGUGUGUGGGUUUUUUUGUUUUACAUUUGUCAAAGUUUGGCAAUAUAAUACAGUCCGCACUUGGAAAUCCGUUACCCAGAUACACGUCAGUCGCAUUUUAACGCCCUUGUAAAAAGAAUAAAAUCAAUCCCCAUUAUAUAUAUAUAUAUAUAUAUAUAUAUAUAUAUAUAUAAUAUGUAUGUGUGCCAUUUUAAUGCACAUACCCAUUACACGCGAUUUCCGACUCCAUCACCAGUUUUCUGGUACAAAGCCCAUCUCUUCAACUCUUCAGUGUUACAGUUUAUUUGAAUUUCCGUCACAGCCCUCGUUUUUUUUGUUUUGUUUUGUUUUCUCGCAUGCCAAAUCAGUCUGUCUUUACUGUGCAGUUACACAGCGCUUCUAUUGUUGUUCUGAAUUAAAAUACUACUGUUGAAAAUAUAUAGUACUGUACCAACAAAACCAACUACACUACAUCUAAAUGCAGGCCUACUUAUUUUAAAGCACAGUCCUUUCAGCUAUAUAUUUUUGACAUCGCAUUUUUUUGGUGUUCCCUGAAAAACGGACAAGUGUUGGAACGGGCCAAAAUGAAAUAAUCAGAUAUGUGUCCCAUUUAACCGUCAGUGAAGUUAAAAUUGUAUAGGGUUGGAUAUGUGAGUGCUGACUGUAUUCAGUGCUUGUGUGUAAUGGGCAAGAGAAUUCUGGCCACUAGAUAAACAGCAUACACACUACACGUUCUACUACAUUGAAGAUAAACCUUGUUAUUCUCAUUACAAGACUGACUCCAGUUAACUAGGUGUCGUUGACAUUUUUUUAAGUAGCCAGGUGAGUUCUAGUCUGCAAUAACAAAGUACACAAACAAUAAUCAAUACAUUUUGUGAACAAAGCAUUUUUAAUUUAGAAAUUGUGAUUGAAAAAAUAUAUUUUUAGAAAGUAGUUCUCAUGUAGGUACUGUUAAAGAUCAAAUUCUCUGGAAAAAUUAAAAUCGUAAGAUUUCUAGAAAACAGCAUUGUCAACAAUUAAGAUUCAGUUUUUAUUGUGUUUAUUGGUAGGCAUUGGCCUACUUUUUUAUUUUUAUUUAACUUUCAACAAACAGUUAUACAGUGUAAUGGGGUAACCUUCAGUAGGAACGGUAAUGAUUUUACAGUGAUGGUCAUGUGAUGUCAGCAAUAUAUAUUUUUUUUUUCACCUCUAAAGCAAUAGAAUGUCCAUUUCCUAAUGAAGAAGUGGUUUCAUGAUAAUAGUUAUUUUGCAAUGCUACAGACCUUUUCUUUAGACCAUAGAAAUAACAAGCACUGCAUGUGUAUAAUUGGUUUUUAAUUUUAAUUUUAUUAUAUUUUUAAAUCUGCAUUUUAAUCUGCAAACUUGAUACCAAUAAGAACACUCCCUCAAAACAAAAACAACUCAAAUUGUAUUUUGUCCCUAUAUAGUGGUGCUUAUCUGAAAACUGAACAGCUCAGACUAUAAACAACUUGGCUAGUUAACGCAUGUGGUGAGGUAAAGUAAGCAGCUUAAUUAACUACUUGGCAAGUUGGAACAGAAGACCAUGUGGGGAAGAGAGUGGUGUGCUUACAUCAUACUACAUGGAGAUGCUUUAAAACAGCCUAUGGUUUUACUGCGUUCUGUUGUGGUAAUGUCAUCCCAAGAGUGCAAGCCAUUGCUGAAAUAAAGUGCCCUCCGUGCCCUCCUGGAAACCUGCCAAGUUUCAUUGCUUUACAGUACGGCACAUUGAAAGUACUUUUCUCAGUGGAGUUAACAACACCCUGUACUGCGUAAAAGAAGCAAAAAGGCCUCACGCGGGCACAACAGCUCUCAAGCCCAUAUCCAAAAAUACCUGACAUACACACAUUUUUGAGAGAACACAAAACUAUUUCAGCAAACCGUAUAUAUAUAAUAAAUGUUGCAUAUUUAUUUUCUUCAGCGUUCUUGAAGGUCAUGUUGUAUAGAUAUUGUUUGAAGGAUGUGUUCUGUUUUUAUGUAUAAUUGUAAUAGUAAUGUUUUAGUUUUGUAAAUUUUUGUAUUUAAUGUUUUUGGAUGACCUAGCAAUAUCAUUUGAAAUAGUUUGUCUUUCGAAGGUUAAAGAAGCAAGUAAAAGUGUAUCCAGGCCUGGGGUUGAGGGACUAGGGACCAGGGACCAUUAAUGGCUGCAGAAGAGUGGUAAAUUGUACCCUUUAUUUGUGACACAUUACAGAACAGACUGUUAAUGGGGGGGAAAACAAAACCAUUUUUUAGGUGGGACGACUAUGUAUUGCAUGUAAAGGCUGGCAUCUACAACCAAGCUUACUCCUUUCAGCUCUACCCUAACAUUCUUUAAUGGUAACAUGAUAUGUAUGAUUAAGAUUGGUGUGAGAUAAAGGCAAAUUAGAUACCCUUUGUUAACCUACAGAAUGGCCCUGCUAUUCAAGUUACAUUUGUAAAGGCUGCCCUACAGUAGCCCUAAGUAUCUGAAAUGCCAAACCACCACUACACCUGUUGCCAGUUUCACUCUUUUAAGGUGCUUGUGGUCCAUUAGGAGAUGCAUAGACUGUGCAAGCAUAAUUUUUCAUAAUUUGUUGAGCAUGUGCAUUUGAAACACUUUGACUGUCUGGUUAAAUGCAUGCAGGAUUCCUGCACAUCCUUGUAAAUCCAAGCAUGCCACAAGCAAAUGAGAAAACACCAUGAUAUAUUCAUUCAAAAUGAUGGUUAUUCAUGAGAUAUAGGGGCCUGUUCACAGUUAUACGAAGAAUGUUAUUUAAAAAUCUAUUUUGAUGUAUUUGAAUACAGAUUUUCAUUACACUUUCCUAGGCUGUUGUAUCUCAUCAACAAAGCCUUUAAUUUAUUUAUUUAUUUUUUUUAAACACUGAAAGGUGUUGAUAACCUUAAAUGGACAAAGGUAUUUCUGUACAGGAAUAAAGUGGGAACAAAAUAUGACUAAGCAUUGAUGAAGUGCUUCAUAAAUAUAAUUUAUGUAAAGAAAAAAAUCUGGAUUUAUUUCACAAGGUGUUGUGGGAACCCUGUCAGUAACCAUUUUUUCCAUGUAAAUGUUGUAAAAGGUACCACAAUUUAUUUCCUUUUGAUAUAGAAACUGAGUGGUGUACUUUCUUAUAUUGUAUUGUGUUAAAUAAUAUUCUGUGAGUGGGCUGGUGCAAUUUAAAAAUGACAACAAUGAUGAUACAACAAAAUAACACAACAAAAAAUAUACUAUCAUUUUCACAUCAUUGUGGGUUACAGUUUUGUUUCAACUUUAUUCCCUUUCAUCUAUAUCCAUGGUGCUCACUUCUGGUCCCUUCAUUCUGACUCGGGUCCUUGUUCCAAUAAGGAAUUACUGAAUUGAACACUAAGGCUGAGUUAAGCAAUUGAAGACCCAAUUGAAAUCACCUUGGACUGCUCAAUUCAGUAACAACAGAACAAUGUCUUGGACUGGGACAGGCAGAAGACCCACAUCUGGGAACCAUUGAUCUGUACCAUGAGAUGCUUGUAAAAUGAUACUGAUGAAUAAUUUUUUUUGAAGACUUAUGAUGUGUGUAUUUUUAGGGGUAAUAUAGUGUAAACAAAUAAAUAAAUUGAACUGUAAAGAAAAAUGAAAUGUGCCAAAACCGUAAUUUAAUGGAUUUGUACUGGAAAGAGAAAUUAAUGCGAUUUGUGCAUCGGACAUCUUGGUGUGAAUAGUAACUCAAGGGUGGGAGAAAAAUGGUUUCAUUACAUCUGGUUUUAAGAACUAAACUUCAUUGUUGUCAUGUCUUAAAUGUUUGGGAUGUUAAUCUGGAGCAAAAAAAUAUCCUGUAAUAGUAUUAUUUUAAUACUUUUCUGGUCUGGUUUUAAUCAAAAGGUGUAUUUCUACAGAUAGAGAAGUGUAUUUCUAGGCAUUUAAUUAAAAUCCAGUACCCUUUGUUAUUGUUUGGGAACCAUGUCAUGUUUUGUUUAUUUUUAAAUUUUUUUUUUUUUUUUUUUAUUCUCCUUAUAUGUAGCAAACCUCACUAGUGAACCUAGACUGAUAUUGGUUUUCUGUAAGUUUUACUUCAAAUGACAUGUAAAACCAAUGUAGGCAUUAGCUGAAACAUUUGUGUACAUGACUGAGUGGGCCCAAAACUGUAAGUACUUUUAAUAAAUGUUUUUUAAAUGAUUAUUUUAAAGAUCAUUUUGAUUCAUUAGAUCAAGCUUACUGUUUUAUUAAACCUUUUUUCAACUGUUUUGGAGCGAAGUUAGAAGUUUAUUUUCACUUUUAAAGUGCUCUUUAACAUAAGGGUAUGUUUAUAAAACAUUCUUUGAAACAGUCCUUGCAUUUUGUGAAUAAGGCCCAGGAAGUCAAUUUCGUUGUAUUUUAAUUUACACCUAACAUGAAGCACUGAUGAUGAAUUGGCAUACUUAACUCAUGUCUAAGUGUAAUCGAAAAGUGAACUUUACUGGAAAAGUAAUAUGGUUUAAUUGUAAAAGAUUUAGAGGUUCCUGAGAAAUAAUUAUGGAAACAAAUGUUUCUAACUUUUAUUUUCUUCAAUAAAACCUUUAUGAUUAAAA
Acipenser ruthenus (sterlet) is the source of this 7274-nucleotide messenger RNA. RefSeq names its product ubiquitin carboxyl-terminal hydrolase 46-like. The record is from RefSeq and is a predicted model, not a curated record. Lineage: Eukaryota; Metazoa; Chordata; Actinopteri; Acipenseriformes; Acipenseridae. The transcript has 9 exons. Gene Ontology annotation, cellular component: cytosol; nucleus. Gene Ontology annotation, biological process: protein deubiquitination. Gene Ontology annotation, molecular function: cysteine-type deubiquitinase activity; cysteine-type endopeptidase activity. The coding region runs from base 463 to 1566 and encodes 367 amino acids.